Molecule: messenger RNA, 778 nt
Organism: Procambarus clarkii (red swamp crayfish)
Lineage: Eukaryota; Metazoa; Arthropoda; Malacostraca; Decapoda; Cambaridae
Product: regenerating islet-derived protein 3-beta-like
Source: RefSeq, a predicted model, not a curated record
AUAAAAGGAAGGUUGAGGUACCUCUACACAGCAGAAGGGACCACGCUGCCUGGGAGAGAAACAUACCGGGUUAAGGGCACUAAAACACUGCAUCACCUCCAGUAGAGAUCAGCACCUGAAGACACAAUGCUGACGGUAUUGGUCCUGGUCAUCAGUCUCCUGACACAGGCGAGGGCAGGUGAUAAUGCUACGACGGCGGUGAGGACGACGUGCCCCGAGGGCUUCAUGCCGCUGGGUACCGGCUGUUACUGCUACUUCGCCAUGAAGGAGACGUACGACAAGGCUCGGGAGAUCUGUCAGUUCCUCCCGGGGGAUAAUGUCGACCUGGCCGUCUUCGACUCCCACGCGGGCGACGCCACCUUCAUAUCCACCUUCGCAAUCAACAACGAGAUAAGCAGCCUGUGGGUGGGAAGCACUGACCAGGGCCACGAGGGAUACUGGACGUGGGUGGAUGGAAGACCUUUACACCCGGAAUCACCAUACUGGAACAUCACCAUGCCAAGGGGCAGUACCGCUUAUAAUUGUGGCAUUAUAUCUCAAGUGAUCGAGAAGUCGGUGAGGAUGCGUCUCAUGGAUAGUCAGUGCACUACUGCCUAUCCCUUCAUUUGUCAGCUGGGCCUGAACCCUCUGAAGUAGACCUGCUCUUGGUGUCACUUGUUUGUUUAUGCUGAAAAAUACACACACACUCAAUUCAAACAGUGUUUGAGUAUAUAAUUUUAUAAAAUCAUUAGAAUUUGAUUAUUUAGCCUCAUGAGUGAAAAUAAACUGUAUAACUAAC